GCUGAUUCUAAGAGGAAUCGUGCAAGCCUAGCCAGCACCUCUAGUACCGCGAUUUCAGACGGUCUUUUGGCCGGUUUUGGGGGAAUUUUAGGGCGGUAAGGGUAUUCGCAUGGCUCAUUUGGUCACUCGAGUCGUUUCGCACAAAUUCCAGGUGUGCAGCCUGUACAAAAGGGCCCUAAGAAACCUGGAAGCAUGGUGUGUCGAAAGAGACGACUACAGGAUCCAGGCGGUCGAGCUACGGGAGAGGUUCGAGAACUACCGCCACAUCAAGGAUAUGCGGAUCGCCAAGGAGCUGCUGGACCAAGGCGAAGAGGAGCUGUUCGAGAAAGCGCACCCUCAACUCUAUCACCCUCCACAUGGGCCGGGAGGUGUGGCUUACGGCAGAAAUGUCGCGUCCCCUGACUGGGUGCUGGACUACUGGCAUCCCCUGGAGAAGGCACAGUACCCCGAGUACUUUGCCCGGCGAGAGGAGCGCAAGAAGGAGUACAUAGCAAACUGGGAGAAGAAAUACGGGAAGCCCCAGCCCGAGCACCAGCACCACUAAAGGCAUCGGGGUCCCUCUAUAGUUUCCGUACGGACGUACAAAUAAAGAUGACUAGUUGGCA
Molecule: messenger RNA, 605 nt
Organism: Ixodes scapularis (black-legged tick)
Lineage: Eukaryota; Metazoa; Arthropoda; Arachnida; Ixodida; Ixodidae
Gene: ND-B22
Product: NADH dehydrogenase [ubiquinone] 1 beta subcomplex subunit 9
Exons: 4
Coding region: 110-544 (144 amino acids)
Biological process (GO): mitochondrial electron transport, NADH to ubiquinone
Source: RefSeq, a predicted model, not a curated record